AUGGAGAAAGGAGCCCCGGAGGCAUCGCCGCCCUGCGCUCGCUGCGGCAAGCCCGCUCAGCUCCAAUGCCCCAAGUGUGCUGAACUUAAGCUACCUCGUGAGAACGCAGCUUUCUGCACACUGGAUUGUUUUAGGGUAGCAUGGAGCUCUCACAAAUCUGUUCACCCAAAGCCUGGUGCACUGGCAUCCCAGCAGUCUCCAGAAGGAUGGAAAUAUUAUGUGAGAAAAGGGCGGGGACGUGCAUUGGAACUUCCUCGUUUUGAUUGGACAGGUCCAUUGAGACCAUAUCCAAUAUCAAAGAUGCGUGUGGUGCCAGAUGAAAUUGAGAAGCCUGAUUGGGCGCUUGAUGGAAUUCCCAAGAUAGAACCAGAUAGUGAUUUGCAGAAAAGAGUAGAGAUUAAGACCCCUGAACUCAUAGAAAGGAUGAGAGAAAUAUGUCGAAUUGCAAGAGAGGUUUUAGAUCCAGCUGCUCGUGUAAUUAAACCAGGAAUUACAACAGAUGAAAUUGAUAGAGUUGUCCAUGAAGAGACAAUUGCUAGAGGUGGAUACCCAUCUCCAUUGAAUUACCAUUUCUUCCCCAGGUCAUGUUGCACGUCUGUCAACGAAGUCAUUUGCCAUGGAAUUCCAGAUGCCAGGGUGGACGACGUGCAGGAGCUACGGGCGAGCGGUCUCCUGCAGGGAGGAGGAGGGCUCACCGACGAGCAGGCGUUCCGCUUCUUGACCAGUUUCCAGGGUCUGCCUUUCGGAAAAUGCUACAACCGUGUCAUGGAACAGAUCGAGAUUUACAAGGAGAACAAGCCGAUGGGGACCAAGUUGUACGCGUUUCUUUACAAUAACAAGAAAACCAUCGCGGCGGUUUUCGGCGUCUUUGUUGCACUUUUCGGUAUCAUAGGGACACUCGUGUCGGUCAAGAAAGCCAUUUGA
Miscanthus lutarioriparius is the source of this 924-nucleotide messenger RNA. NCBI's taxonomy places the organism in Eukaryota, Viridiplantae, Streptophyta, Magnoliopsida, Poales, Poaceae. The record is from the annotation of a GenBank genome assembly.